AUGAUGUGCGAGGUGAUGCCCACCAUCAGCGAGGACACGGCGCUGAGCCAGCGCGGCUCUCAGAGCAGCGCCUCGGACCCGGACUCCCACUUUGAGCAGCUGAUGGUCAACAUGCUGGACGAGAGGGACCGGCUGCUGGACACGCUGAGGGAGACCCAGGAGAGCCUCGGCCUGGCCCAGCAGCAUCUCCAGGACGUCAUCUACGACCGUGACUCUCUGCAGCGUCAGCUCAGCUCCGCCCUGCCACAGGAGUUUGCAGCGCUGACGAAGGAGCUGAACGCCUGCAGGGAGCAGCUGCUGGAGAAGGAGGAGGAGAUCUCCGAGCUGAAAGCCGAGAGGAACAACACCAGGCUACUGCUGGAGCAUCUGGAGUGCCUUGUGUCCAGACACGAGCGGUCACUUCGUAUGACGGUGGUCAAGCGGCAGGCUCAGUCUCCCUCAGGGGUCUCCAGUGAAGUCGAGGUCCUCAAAGCGCUCAAGUCCUUGUUUGAACACCAUAAAGCCCUAGAUGAGAAGGUAAGGGAGCGACUACGGGUGUCACUGGAGAGGGUGUCCGCCUUGGAGGAGGAGCUCACAGCAGCCAAUCAGGAGAUUGUGGCCUUACGGGAGCAAAAUGCUCACAUUCAGAGAAAAGUGGCUUCCGGAGACGGAGGAGAGGACAUACUGGAGGGCAGUGAAGCUCAGCAGAAGGUCCAUGGCAAGCGCCUGUCCAACGGCUCCCUGGAGUCGGCCCACGAGGCGAGCCAGGUGGUGGAGCUGCAGGACCUGCUGGAGAAGCAGAACUACGAGCUGGCCCAGAUGAAGGAGCGCAUGUCCUCCCUGUCCUCCCGGGUCUCCGAGGUGGAGCAGGAGCUGGAGACCGCCCGCAAGGACCUCAUCAAGUCAGAGGAGAUGAACAACAAGUACCAGAGGGACAUCAAAGAGGCCAUGUGUCAGAAGGAAGACAUGGAGGAACGGAUCGUAACGCUGGAAAAACGCUACCUGAGUGCCCAGCGAGAGUCCACCUCGGUGCACGACAUCAAUGACAAACUGGAGAACGAGCUGGCCAAUAAGGAGGCGUUCCUCAGACAGAUGGAGGAGAAGAACAGGCAGCUGCAGGAGAGGCUGGAGCUUGCCGAGCAGAAGCUCCAGCAGACCAUGAGGAAGGCGGAGACGCUGCCGGAGGUGGAGGCUGAACUGGCCCAGAGGAUAGCGGCCCUCACCAAGGCGGAAGAGCGUCACGGGAGCAUCGAGGAGCGAAUGAGGCACUUGGAAUGCCAGCUGGAGGAGAAGAACCAGGAGCUGCUACGGGCUCGACAGAGGGAAAAAAUGAACGAGGAGCACAACAAGCGACUCUCGGACACGGUGGACAGACUCCUCACGGAGUCCAACGAGCGUCUUCAGCUCCACCUGAAGGAGAGAAUGGCAGCUCUAGAAGAGAAGAAUCUGUUAAUCCAAGACUCUGAAGGUUACAGGAAACAGUACGAAGAGUCAAUCCAAGAGAAAACACAGCUGGCGGAGGAGAUUGAGAAGCUGAGAUCAGAGCUGGACCAGUUCAGAUUGAGGGCAGGCUCCCUCACAGAACCCACCCUGUCACGGUCUCAUCUGGACACGUCGGCCGAGCUCCGAUUCUCGUUGGGAUCUCUGGCUGAAACCCAGUCGGACCACUACCGCUCAGCCAAGGUCAUCCGCCGGCCAAGGAGAGGUCGAAUGGGUCUGCGUGAAACCAAGGCGAAAUCGCUGGGGGAGCACGAAUGGCGCUCACAGCAGCUCGGGGUUCUGGGAGGCCACCACUUCGAGAGCGACACGGAGAUGUCGGACAUCGACGACGACGACAGGGAGACGCUGUUUAGCUCCAUGGACCUUCUGUCGCCCGGCGGCCACUCCGACGCUCAGACUCUGGCCAUGAUGCUGCAGGAGCAGCUGGAUGCCAUCAACAAGGAGAUCCGGCUGAUCCAGGAGGAGAAGGAGUCGACGGAGCUGCGGGCGGAGGAGAUUGAAAACCGGGUGGCCAGCGUCAGCCUCGAGGGCCUCAACCUGGCUCGAAUGCACCACCACGGAGCCUCCAUCACCGCCUCAGCCACCGCCUCCUCCUUGGCCUCUUCCUCCCCACCCAGCGGACACUCCACCCCCAAACUCGACCCUCGAAGCCCCGCCCGCGAUAUGGAGCGCAUGGGGGUGAUGACGCUGCCCAGUGACCUGAGGAAACACAGGAGAAAGAUAGCGGCGGUGGAUGAGGACGGCCGCGAGGACAAGGCCACCAUCAAGUGCGAGACGUCCCCCCCUCCGACGCCGCGCACUGUCCGAAUGACACACACACUGCCAGCCUCCUCACACAAUGACGCACGAGGGAUCGUGGCCUCUCUGGAGGCCGAGGCCAGCGCGCUGAGCAGCGUGGCCAGCAGCCAGGACUCCCUCCACAAACAGCCGAAGAAGAAGGGCAUCAAGUCCUCCAUCGGUCGGCUUUUCGGCAAGAAGGAGAAGGGCCGGUUGGCGCAUCUGGCACACAGACAUGUCAUGGUAGAUCCGCAAGCAACCAUGAUGGACCCAGACAUGGCGGGCCAGGACAUGGGGGUGGGCAAGCUGGGAACUCAGGCUGAGAAGGACCGCAGGUUGAAAAAGAAACACGAGCUAUUGGAGGAGGCCAGGAGAAAGGGUUUACCUUUCGCCCAAUGGGACGGUCCCACAGUUGUCGCCUGGCUGGAGCUGUGGUUGGGAAUGCCGGCCUGGUACGUGGCGGCGUGUCGCGCCAACGUGAAGAGCGGCGCCAUCAUGUCGGCCCUGUCUGACACCGAGAUCCAGAGGGAGAUCGGGAUCAGUAACCCUCUGCACCGGCUCAAGCUUCGCCUGGCCAUCCAGGAAAUGGUCUCCCUCACCAGCCCCUCCGCCCCGCCCACCUCCAGAACCCCGUCAGGCAAUGUAUGGGUGACCCAUGAGGAGAUGGAGACCAUGGCAGCCCCUUCCAAAACGAAGUCACAGUCUGAAGAGGGGAGCUGGGCACAGACUCUAGCUUAUGGCGACAUGAACCAUGAGUGGAUAGGGAACGAGUGGCUGCCCAGUCUAGGACUACCUCAGUACCGCAGCUACUUCAUGGAGUGCCUGGUGGACGCACGUAUGCUGGACCACCUCACCAAGAAGGACCUGAGGGUGCACCUCAAAAUGGUGGACAGCUUCCACAGAACAAGUUUACAGUAUGGAAUCAUGUGUCUGAAGAAGCUCAACUACGACCGGAAGGAACUGGAGAGACGCAGGGAGCACAGCCAGCAUGAAAUGAGAGACGUGCUGGUGUGGAGUAACGAGCGGGUCAUCCGCUGGGUGCAGAGCAUAGGCCUGAGGGACUACGCCAACAUCCUGCUGGAGAGCGGAGUGCACGGAGCUCUGGUCGCCCUGGACGACAACUUCGACUACAGCAGUCUGGCGCUGCUCCUCCAGAUCCCCAACCAAAACACUCAGGCACGUCAGAUUCUGGAGCGAGAGUACAAUAAUCUGCUGGCGCUGGGCACCGACAGGAGGCUGGAUGAGUGUGACGACAAAGACUUCCGAGGUCCGUCGUGGAGGAGGCAGUUCCCGCCCCGAGACGUUCACGGUAUAAGUAUGAUGCCCGGAUCCGCAGAGACGCUUCCUGCUGGAUUCCGCCUCACCGCGACGUCCGGUCACUCCCGGAGACUGCCCCCCGAGGUCGGACCCUCUGCAGUGCAGCGGCUGGACAGCUCCACGGUGAGAACCUACUCCUGCUGAGAGGAGGAAGAGAGGGACCUUAAACUGUACGCUGUACAGUUCUGAAUGGAGAUUAACUAGGGGAGCUGCUGGAUAGGCCAACCUGCCGCGGAACAAACCGUUGUGAUGACACGCACUGCCAAGAAGCCCUGCUCUCCUCUCUGACGCCCCCCGCCCGACCCCCCUCCUCCUCGCCCCCAUAAUGUGGGCACCAGAUGCCGGUGCUAAACUGUCCUGCAGGCUACCCUGUUGUCACCAUUUCUACCUUUUACAUGUACAGUAACUUGUCGAAGCAUAAUGUACUGUGUAUUUCUUCUACAGGAGAUGUGUAGGUUAUCUGUACAUAAAUAUGCCAUUUUUUAAUAUAUACACACAUCUAUGUAUAAAAAGAUAUUCAGAGUUUGUGCAAAAAAAUGUCCCUGCCACCUCAUUUAGUGGACCAUAGAUUAAUAUAUGCUGCUCUUUAAACUGUCUCCAUAUUACCCAACCCCUCUAGAUCAUUUUGUACAUAUGGUUUUAUUUUUUCAUUGUGCUGCUGAUGAUGAUGAUGAACCUGUGCUGCACCAUAGAGAGAGGAAGAGUCUGGAUGUUGUGUGAAAACCUGCCCUCUAGUGGUGUACAAAAACCACUCCGAGCCCCAUUUCUGGUACCAACAAAACAUCAUUCCUCCUUUCUUACGACUCGCUGUCAUAAAGGAGCGUUUUAAGAGGACACGUCGACGCACUGGGACGACAUGACAAGCACUUUGAUACAACCGCAUCAACUCAACGGACUAUUCAGUAGCCAAGGACGAAACAAGAGGCGCCACUGCUCUCCCGAAGCUGCACAAAAACUUCUCAGAGAACGAAAAAAAAGCAGGACGUCACUCAUAGAACCUGUCACUUGUCGUACUGUAUGUUUUGUCAGGCGAGACAUUAACACAAAGGACAACUACACACUCAGCCGAGCUGGCCUUCUCCCCCGACCCCUCAGACACUACGCUAACAGAGGAAAUAACUGAAAGACAGACUGCUUUAGCUCAUAGUGUGCGUAGAGUGUAUAUGACCAUGUUGAAGUGAGGUGACUUUUAAUGACAAAAACCUGUUGCUUGCUGUGACUUACAUUGGUGUAACUGUUAACUCUUUGUUUCUGUCGGAGUUUCCAGGGCAACCUAUUGUACGGCCCUGUUAUCUGUCUUUUAGUUAUUUCUGAUGGACGACUCAAACAAGUCUUACGCUUUUAAUUUGUUUUUACAUCUUCAAUUUGCACGAACAAUGAAUCAUUUUCUUUUGUGUCCUUUUUU
Messenger RNA from Chelmon rostratus (copperband butterflyfish), 4978 nucleotides. RefSeq names its product PTPRF interacting protein alpha 2 (gene ppfia2). Bases 1 to 3717 code for a protein of 1238 amino acids. Gene Ontology annotation, biological process: synapse organization. Gene Ontology annotation, cellular component: presynaptic active zone. Gene Ontology annotation, molecular function: protein binding. The record is from RefSeq and is a predicted model, not a curated record. NCBI's taxonomy places the organism in Eukaryota, Metazoa, Chordata, Actinopteri, Chaetodontiformes, Chaetodontidae. The transcript has 30 exons.